Fragaria vesca subsp. vesca is the source of this 2338-nucleotide messenger RNA. Its product is annotated as mechanosensitive ion channel protein 10-like. Gene Ontology annotation, molecular function: mechanosensitive monoatomic ion channel activity. Gene Ontology annotation, cellular component: plasma membrane. The record is from RefSeq and is a predicted model, not a curated record. The transcript is spliced from 5 exons. Lineage: Eukaryota; Viridiplantae; Streptophyta; Magnoliopsida; Rosales; Rosaceae. Gene Ontology annotation, biological process: detection of mechanical stimulus; transmembrane transport; monoatomic anion transport. Bases 1 to 2256 code for a protein of 751 amino acids.
AUGAAAGCCGCAGAGAAAGGUUCAAAGGGCGGCGAGAUAAGCAUGUCGGAGAAGCAAUCUGCAAAUGGAGGUGAAGUUAUAGUGGAAGUCCAAAAUGCUGGGACUUAUGAAACUAGAGGGUCUCCUUCAAACAAGCAAAGCAAAGUGGACUUAAGACUCCCCACUGAGUCCAGUAGUAAGCCAGUUUCGAGUGCGUUUCCUUCACCGGAUGUUUUAAGAGCUAGUCCCAACCCCGGUAAGCCUCCUAGGAUCCCCGCCCGCAAUGAGAGCAUCAAUAGGAGAAAGUCAUUUAAUAGGUCAGUUAGUAAACCCAAGUCAAGGUUUGGUGAACCAUCGCCUGUUGUGAAUGAAGAUAGUUCAGAUCAGGUUGGUUCGCCUUAUAGGGGGGCUUCAUUCAGUAGGGCUUCCCCAAAUAACAUAUCAGGAGCUAGGGCCAUAUCCAUUACUUCUAAUAGGACUGUACCGCCGUCCCCAGGCAGGACCAAAGAUAAGGAGGAUGAAGAGAUUUACAAGAAGGUUAAGUUGAGUAGAGAUAAGCAUGGGAAAAUGAAAAAGACAGUCUUGACUGAGUUGGUUGUUUUCCUGUGCAUUUUGGGUUGUUUAGUAGCUAGCUUGACUGUGAAGAGACUAGAGCAUUAUAUGGUUUGGGGAUUGGAGAUUUGGAAAUGGUGUGUGCUUGUCAUGGUGAUAUUCAGUGGCAUGUUGGUUACGAAUUGGGUUAUGCAUUUGAUAGUUUUUUUGAUUGAGUGCAACUUUUUGCUUCGGAAGAAGGUGUUGUAUUUUGUUCAUGGAAUGAAGAAGAGUGUUCAGGUUUUCUUGUGGCUGUCUCUGGUUCUUCUCACUUGGCUGCUGUUGUUCAACCGUGGGGUUGAGAGGUCAGAGACUUCCACCAAGAUUUUAAAAUAUGUUACAUGGACUAUUGUUUCGGUUCUCAUUGGGGCGUUCUUAUGGAUGUUAAAAACAUUGUUGCUUAAGAUCUUAGCAUCUAGUUUCCAUGUGAACACCUUCUUUGAUAGAAUUCAAGAAUCAAUCUUCCAUCAGUAUGUUCUUCAGACACUUUCAGGGCAUCCGCUUAUGGAGGAGGCUGAUGGGAAUGGUGGCAAAUCACCGAGCACUAGCAAAUUGAGCUUCAGAGCAACCAAGAAGGCAAAAGAAGGGAAGGAAAAACAGGUCAUUGACAUGACAAAGCUUCAAAAGAUAAAGCAAGAGAAGGUUUCUUCUUGGACCAUGAAGGUUUUGGUGGAUGCAGUAACUAGUUCAGGGUUGUCCACGAUCUCCCAUACAUUGGAUGAGAUGGAAGGUCUGAAUGAACAGAGAGAUAAGGAAAUUACCAGUGAGAUGGAAGCAACUGCUGCUGCCUAUGACAUAUUCCUUAACGUCGCUCCGCUCGGUGCCAAGUACAUUGAGGAGUGGGAUCUAUUGAGGUUCAUGAUCGAGGAAGAGGUGGAGCUUGUGUGGCCACUAAUUGAUGUGGCAAAGACCGGACAAGUUGAUAGAAAAACUCUAACAGAGUGGGUGUUGAAGGUCUACAAUGGUCGCAAAGCAUUAGCUCAUUCAUUAACGGACACCAAAACAGCCGUGAAGCAAUUGGACAAACUUGUGACUACUGUCCUGGUUAUUAUUACCAUUGUAGUAUGGCUUCUGUUGAUGGAAAUUGCAACUACAAAAGUACUUGUCUUACUCUCAUCACAGCUUGUAGUGGCAGCUUUUAUAUUUGGAAACACUUGCAAGACUAUAUUUGAAGCUAUUAUCUUCGUAUUUGUGAUGCAUCCAUUUGAUGUUGGGGACCGCUGUGUUGUCGAUGGCGUUCAGUUAAUGGUUGAGGAGAUGAACAUCUUAACCACAGUCUUCCUGAAGCUCAAUCAAGAAAAGGUAUAUUAUCCCAAUUCAGUUUUAUCCACGAAACCCAUCAGCAAUUAUUACAGAAGUUCAAAUAUGGGCGACAGUGUGGAGUUCUCAAUUGCUUUCACUACACCGGUGAAAAAGAUAGGCGAGCUGAGAGGCAAAGUAAAGGAGUAUGUGGAGGGGAAUCUGACUCUUUGGCAUCCAAACCACCAAAUUGUGGUGCUUGAGAUCGAAAAUGUAAAUAAGUUAAAGAUGGCACUCUUUUUUAGUCACACGAUGAACUUUCAAGAAUGGGGAGAAAAGCAAAGGCGGAGAAGUGAAAUGGUCAUGGCAUUGAAGAAAUGUUUGGAGGACCUGCACAUUACAUACUAUCUGCUGCCCCUAGAAGUUCGUCUCACUGAAACUAAAUGAGAUGCAACUGUCACCAACAAAUGAUCUUUCAUAGGGUAAAAGGAAGACCUGCUGUUGAGCUUUUCAAUUUACUUUCACUUUC